Messenger RNA from Miniopterus natalensis, 1616 nucleotides. The record is from RefSeq and is a predicted model, not a curated record. Lineage: Eukaryota; Metazoa; Chordata; Mammalia; Chiroptera; Miniopteridae.
CGCUCUCCGUUGCCUUUGCAGGUUCCUGGGGUGCGGCACCCGGCCUCCCCAUGACGCUGGAGUGACAGGUCCAGGCAGAGGGGCGUGCCCGCCCGGGGCAGAAUGACCAAGACGCGGCUGUUCCGCCUGUGGCUGGUCCUGGGCUCCGUGUUCAUGAUCCUGCUGAUCAUUGUCUAUUGGGACAACGUGGGCACCGCCCACUUCUACCUGCACACGUCCCUCUCCAGGCCGCGCCCCCCGGAGCCCCAGCCCAGCCCCGCGCGGGUCACGUCGGACAUGGACGACUUCUUGGACAAGCUGCUCGGGGGCGUCACGAAGCCGAAUGCUCCUCCCGGGAAGAGAACAGCGCGGCCCCCGGCGCCGGCCUCCGGCAGGCCCGGGCUGGGCGGCCAGGAGGAGAGCGUGCGGGGCUACGACUGGUCCAGCCGCGCGGCCCCGCAGGGCCCGGACGCGGACGCGCGGCAGGCGGAGCGCAGGAGCGUGCUCAGGGACUUUUGCGCCAACACCAGCCUGGCGUUCCCCACCAAGGAGCGCUCCUUUGACGACAUCCCCAACUACGAGCUGAACCACCUCAUCGUGGACGACCGCCACGGCGUCAUCUACUGCUACGUGCCCAAGGUGGCCUGCACCAACUGGAAGCGCGUCAUGAUCGUGCUCAGCGAGAGCCUGCUGGACCGCGGCGCCCCCUACCGCGACCCCCUGGACAUCCCCCGCGAGUACGUGCACAACUCCAGCACCCACCUGACCUUCAACAAGUUCUGGCGCCGCUACGGGCGGUUCUCGCGUCACCUCAUGAAGGUCAAGCUGAAGAAGUACACCAAGUUCCUGUUCGUGCGGGACCCGUUCGUGCGCCUCAUCUCCGCCUUCCGCAGCAAGUUCGAGCUGGAGAACGAGGAAUUCUACCGCAGGUUCGCGGUGCCCAUGCUCAGGGCCUACGCCAACCACUCGAGCCUGCCCACGUCCGUGAGCGAGGCCUUCCGCGCGGGCCUCCGGGUGUCCUUCGCCAACUUCAUCCAGUACCUGCUGGACCCGCGCACCGAGAGGCUGGCGCCCUUCAACGAGCACUGGCGGCAGGUGCACCGGCUCUGCCACCCCUGCCAGAUCGAGUAUGACUUCGUGGGCAAGCUGGAGACGCUGGACCAGGACGCCGCCCAGCUGCUGCGGCUGCUCAAGGUGGACCAGCGGCUCCACUUCCCCCCCAGCUACCGCAACCGAACGGCCAGCAGCUGGGAGGAGGACUGGUUCGCCCAGAUCCCGCUGGCCUGGCGGCAGCAGCUCUACAAGCUCUACGAGGCCGACUUCGUGCUCUUUGGCUACCCCAAGCCUGAGAACCUGCUCAGGGACUGAGGGCAAGAGGGAAGUUCCAGACUCCAGGCCGCCACGUGCAUUUUUUAGGGCCUCGUGUCCCUCCCAGUCUCACGCGGGGCCGAGAAGCCCCCAGUGCUCCAGUCGCCGGGGCAGCUGAGCACCCCGGGGUGGACCCAGCCACACUCUGGUUUUUAAAUGACCUGCGAUUUCGCAGCCAGACUUACUGCUCACUCCACUGCCUGUAUUCACUCAGUACUGUGUUAAUAUUGUUUUUUUUAAGAUUAAUAUAUUUCAGAUAUUUAACAUGC